UUCUCCUUCCCAGAAGAACUGUGCUGGCCCAGCCGGUGCAGGCAGUUUGCCCAGCAAGGCUGAGUCAUGAACCGGAUCUAUCUACACCUUCUGUAGGGAGGAGGAGAGCUGUUCUCCACUGCUCCUCUCACUGGAGCCUGGGAUACUAGUUACACACGAAAAAUAUAGGACAAACUGAGCUGGUGCGGAAUGAGGUCACUGAGGGAUCACACUGCUAGCGGGCUGGAGCACUAUCCAAGAAUCACAGGCUCCAUCUGAGAGUUUUGAAAUCCAGGUCUAGUCCGGUUGCUAAGGUAUGGCGCUUCACGGUUGCUAGGGAAAUGACGUCACCAUGGAGGCGGGACAAGGGACCUCUUCGUGCUCCUGAUUGGCCGUCGUGUUAGGGACUAGCUUCUCCGUCUCGAGGGCUCAAGGGCUGAUAGAGACUCUCAGCUGCUUCCAGGCUGCUCUUCCAGGCCUCAACAUCAUACUCAAUGCAACAACUGUGACUUAGGCCGACCUGCUAUGCUCCUUGGCCUCUCAGGUCUGAACUACACUUGACCCAUCACUUUCCAGACUAAACUGUCUUUCCUUUACCUUAUCUGCUGUGGAAGGGAUCAGGAGAUCCAAUGGAGACCUCACCUAUCAGCCCAAUGAAAGAGAAGAACACCGCUCAGCCGCAGCAGCGGGAAGAGAACGCCCAGCAAAACCUAAAUGCAGCCAUUCCGUUUAGGCAGCGAUCCCUAGGUCUUCUCCCUGAAGCCCCGAAGGUGGGAGUGAGACCGGAUCCAGCCAGUCAAAUUGUAGAGACUCAAGAGAUUGAACACCCCGUGGCUGGAUUUGAAGGUGACUCUGAUAAAUUUCAAGUCUCAAUCAAUGAGAUGGCAGAGCACCUCCAAGCUUCUGAUCUUUGGUACUGUCCUGAUGGGAGUUUUGUAAAGAAGAUCAUAGUCCCUGGCCAUGGCUUAGACAAACCCAAGCUAGGCUCCAAAUGCCAAGUGUUGGCUUUGGGAUUUCCUUUUGGAUCUGGGAUGCCCGAGGGCUGGACAGAACUAACCAUAGGCAUAGGGCAAUGGAGGGAAAAAAUGUGGGGGGAACUCAUGGAAAAAUGCCUGGAGUCUAUGCGUCAGGGCGAGGAAGCGAAGAUUCACCUUCCUGGAUCCUCUGCACCUCUUGCUAAACUCAGACUGGAUUCCUUCACCAAUGGCCGGGACUCCUGGGAGAUGGAGGCUAUGGAGAAGGAGGCUCUGGCCAAAGAAGAACACAGAAGGGGUACAGAACUGUUUCGAGCUGGGAACCCUCAAGGGGCUGCCCGAUGCUAUGGACGGGCUCUCCGACUGCUGCUGACGUUGCCCCCACCCGGCCCUCCCGAACGAACUAUCCUUUAUGCCAAUCUGGCUGCCUGCCAGUUGCUGCUAGGACACCCCCAGUUGGCAGCCCAGAGCUGUGACCGAGUGCUGGAGCGGGAGCCGGGCCAUUUAAAGGCCUUAUACCGAAGGGGGGUUGCUCAGGCUGCCCUCGGGGACUUGGAAAAAGCCACUGCUGAUCUCAAGAAAGUGCUAGCAGUAGAUCCCAAAAACCGUGCAGCGAAAGAGGAGCUGGGGAAGGUGGUCAUUCAGGGGAGGAAACAGGAUGCAGGGCUGGCUCGGGGACUGCGCAAGAUGUUUAGCUGAUUAAAGGAGACAGGAACCCGCGAA
This is a messenger RNA of Mus caroli (Ryukyu mouse), 1676 nucleotides long. Lineage: Eukaryota; Metazoa; Chordata; Mammalia; Rodentia; Muridae. The record is from RefSeq and is a predicted model, not a curated record.